This is a messenger RNA of Babesia microti strain RI, 2025 nucleotides long. RefSeq lists its product as hypothetical. The transcript has a single exon. The record is from RefSeq and is a predicted model, not a curated record. Gene Ontology annotation, biological process: spliceosomal complex disassembly. Gene Ontology annotation, cellular component: U2-type post-mRNA release spliceosomal complex. Gene Ontology annotation, molecular function: nucleic acid binding. The coding region runs from base 1 to 2025 and encodes 674 amino acids. NCBI's taxonomy places the organism in Eukaryota, Apicomplexa, Aconoidasida, Piroplasmida, Babesiidae.
AUGGAUUAUCAUAACGGCACUUUUGCUUCCUCUGAGUCUGAAAACGACAUAUCUUCUGAUGACCAAGAUCUGGAUGAUUCGCCAAAUUCAUUUUCACACAAAUUUCACAGUGAUUUUGUUGAUAAUGAUAAUAAACCCUCUUUUGGUCGAGCUUAUGAUACUGACAUGAUGGAUUCCACCGACAAUACUAAGCAAUUUACCAAAAAAUCCACCAGAUCAAACCAUCAUGCCUCAACUGAUCAGACAAAUAGAACAGUUAUGCCCUUUAAUCCCAAAGCCUACGGCAAAGGCUUCAAUAUUUUGGCUAAAAUGGGAUAUAAGGGUGGAGGUCUGGGUAAAGAUGGCUCGGGAAGAAUUGAACCCAUAAUAGUCACUUCUAGUAAGGGUAAACAAGUUGAUAUUAUUGAUAAUAAUACUAGCUCAGCUGAUAAUUCCGGCAUUAUUGGCAAAAAUUUGACAGUCAAAUUUAUAGGCCAAGACGAAACCUCAGCUUCUACAACAGAACGUUGGUCCAGUGAUAGCAAUUAUGUUACAGCAGAUAUGAGCGAUUCUAUUGCUAAAUGUGAAAAUUUCAUAAACAACAUUUCACGCGGGAAGGUAGUCAAAUUGGAAAGUAGUAGAACAAAAGGAGCCAUAGGGACACUAGUCAACACUCUUAUUGCCCAGGCUCAACAUGAUCUGGUCAGGGCUAUGAACAACAGGAGAGAUGAACAGCAGAAAAUAGAUAGCAAAUCUGACCUCUCAAUUGAUCUAAGGGACAAAUUAAACCGCAAAAAUUCUAAAUUGGAUGAUUUGAAAUCGUUGCUUACAAAUUUCAAUACGAGUGCCGCACUACAUGUUGAAGAUGAUGGCCAAGAGAUUAUGGCAUCUUAUUUAUCAAGUUCAAUGGCAAAAAUAAAAGCACAUGACAUUAUUUGCUCACCACAUGUAGUGGAUAAUUUGCGUAACCAAUUUAUAAAAAUGCUAUAUCAUACUGACACAAAAGAUAUGAUAUCAUUUGACAUCAAGAAGAGGCUAUACGAAUCUCACGUAGUAAAGGCGCUAGUUCAGUUUUUCAAGGAGUGGGAUGUGGAGCAGGUAGAACAGGGGUUAGAUAUUUAUACAAAAUGGAAUGACUUUAAGUCACUAUCAACAUUACCAAUACAAGUUAUCACUGCUAGGAUUAUUGAUUGGUUGAAUUCCUCAAAUUCUGCAGACAUACUACCCCCUCAUUUGAUUAUCCACCCUUGGCUACCAUACUUGAAUGAUACAGAACUGCUUUAUACUUGUUUGAUAAAACUAUUCUAUCGCCUGGUGAAUAUUAGACAAGAUUUGGCAGUACCUCUAAUUGACAAAUGGCAUUUCCUCAAGUCAGACAGUGUAGGAGAUUCAUUCAAAGAGUUGAUUGGUUAUAUACGGGGAAAGUUUAAGUCACAAAUAGCUACAAUUAACAUCAAUUUUGACAUGAAAAAUUUUCUAUCACUUGUGGAUUGCUUGUUCAAAUCGCAGAUGUAUACUAUUGAUGUGAUGGCUACGGAUUUAUCUUCACUAGUAUCUAAAUAUGCUAAAGUUGUUGAAAUGUGGAUUAGGGAUGGAGAAAUUGAAAGAGUAGCAGAGUCUUAUCAGUUUUGGUCUGAUGCGCUUAGUCCAAUUCUAGACCACUCAUUGAUUAAACCACACUUUUUUUCCAUCCUCAAUGCGAUGAAUGAUUCUACUGAUGAUCUCAUACCUAAUGAUGUAGGCUAUGUGGAAGAAUCUAAAUCUGUUAACCAAACCAAUUUAUUUGUGCAACAUAAUGUACAACAAAUUACCGUCUCUAGUAGCAUUAGCAGAGGAAAAAUUGUUAACUUGUUUGACUAUUUGUCAAAUGUUGCUAUGAAGAAGGGGAUUGAUUUAAGACCCAAACUAGGCAGAAUACAUGAUGGGAAACAGGUAUACACCUUUGGAAGAGUGCUGAUUAUUGUAGAACGACUGCUAAUCUAUGCAAUGGUUGAUAAAGUUUGGAAACCGGUAAAUAUACCGCAAUUGCUCAAGUUGGCAUCAUAA